AUGGCUGAAACCAACGGCACCAGUGGCGCUCCCACUUUGGUGGAGGAGAACGCUUUCCCGGCUCUUGAGUCAGUUGCUCCGGAAAAACCUGUUGAAGAUGUCGUGGCAUCCACCGGUGAUGAUAAUGAGACCCCCGAAGCCCCCAAGGAACUCUCUGCCGCCGAAAAGUUGAAGCAGCAACACUUAGCUGCUGAGGAGCCCGCUGAUGCCGAGGCUAAAACCGAGGAAUCCCAAGCUUCCGGCGAAGCUACCGCUGUCUCUGAGAAGUCAGCCAAAAAGCAGAAGGCUGCAGCCGCUCGUGUCCUCGAUGUCUCCUCUGUUGAAGCUUUCCCGUCUCUUGGUGCCCCCACUAAGGUUGCUCCCGUUACAAUGAACUGGGGUGCAAAGAUGGCUGCCCCUCCGGUCAAUGGUAGCAAUGGCACCCCCGAGGCUAGCGCCAGGGCUCCCACCGCGUCCUUCGCCGGAAAUGCUGGUCAGCAGACUGUUGAAUUGACUCCGGCACAGAAGAGGCCUGCCUCUGAGCUUCGGAAGCCAGUUAUCGAAAUUGUUAAGGAUAUUACGAAAAGGACCGGAACCAAGAUCGACUUGGCCAAGACUUCUACUGGUGUUUCCGUUUUCGUUGUUAAAGGUAACGAGGCUAGUAGGCAGAGAGCCCGAAGAGAGAUUUACAAAGAGUUGUCACUCAAGGCCUCCAAGACAAUCCAAAUUCCGGCCGUUGUGAGGCCACAUAUUAUCGGGAAGGGUGGUUCAAGGGUUCAGGAGCUCGAGAAGGAAACUUUGACCCACAUUAGAGUUCCUCAGCAGAGUUCUUCUGAAGUCCAAGCACCUGUUGGGGAUUACGAUGAUGAAAUAAUGAUCGACGUGGUCAUUGAGGGUGAUGAAUUCGGUGUUGCAUCAGCAAUUGAAAGAAUUAGGGAGAUUGUAGGGGAGCGAACUAUUGUUACCACUACUCGUAUCUCAGAUAUCCCUGGUGAACUAUACCCAUUUAUCCAGGGCCCGAAUCGCAAAAACUUGGCAGAAUUUGAGACCAAGGUUGAGAGGGUCUCUGUGCCAGACUAUUUUUACAGUGCUUCAAGCCAGCCGUUCAGUCCUCCUUCAGGCCCUAUUGUUAUUACCGGAGAAAAAAGUGCUGUCCAGGAAGUCCGCGCUGCCAUAGAAAGGAAGGCCGAGGAGCUUAAGGCCCAGGGUUAUGGACACAUUUUGGUGCCUAUUGCUGCCGCCAAGCACAGGUUCUUCACGGCCAAUAAUGGACGCCUUAUCCACGAGAUUCUCGAGGAAACAGGAUGCACACUCAUCUUUCCUUCCGGUAAAAAGGCCGACAGUGCAAUCGUUUAUGGGCCAGCAGACCAAAUCGGAAACUGCUACACAAAGACUAACGCUAUCUCCCAGGCCUAUCAGUACUUCGGUCCUGAUGUUUGCAAGGCAUACCCUAAUGCUCCAGGCGGAGCAAAGUUGCAAGCCCGCGAUGUCACUCGCUAUUUUCUACAGAAGGGUGAAUUCAAAAAGUUGGAGAGGGAGUUCGACGUUGAGAUUACUCCCCCCAGCGCCGAGGACCUCUAUAACCUUGCCGCCCCUUGCAUUGUUGGAAUUAUGUCCCGGUCUAAGGAGAACUUGGAGAAAGCUCGUUCAAAGAUCCAGGCGAUUUAUCUCCAGGCCCCGCCUUUCAAGGUUGCCCGUCUAGAUGUGGAGCCUCUCCACCAUCGCCACAUUAUCAAGAAGGACAAGCUUCUUGGGGGACGUCCUGUGAAGAUUUUGUUCCCGGAAGACUUGGAAGAGUCCGAGCUCGUUCUCGUAUAUGAUGGAGAGUCCACAGACCCGGAAGAAGUUCGCACAGUCCUGGAGGAGGCAAAGCAAGUGAUACUUGCGUUUUCAGGAGAGCAGGUUUCUAUUGUCUCUAAGACUAUCAAUAUUCCCAAAGAAAAUCAUAUCAAGAUUCGGGGUGAGAGGGACACAACCCUCAAUGCUUUGAAUCCUAGUUCUGUUCUGGUUCAAUUUGGUAUUCCGAAAGCACGCCCUGGAAAGCCAGCCCCAGCCGGGGAUGAGAAUACUAUUACUGUCCGUGGACCUCAAUCCAAUGUUGAAGCCACUAUUAAGAAUAUCAACGCCUUCCUUUCGUCAGAAAACCCAGAGGCGAUUAUUACGGAGCCUUUCGAAUACCCCGCACAAUUCUCCGGAAACUUGAUUGGUGUGAAGGGAGCAAACAUCAACAAGCUGAGAGACGAUCUUGGUGUUGAGAUCAAUCUCAACGAAGGAAAGGGUGAAAUCAAGGGUGUCCGAGUGGCCGUUGAUGCCGCCAGGAAGAAGCUCACUACCCAGAUCAAGGAAUUGGAGGAUAAGGCCACUGUUAGGCUCGUUGUACCCCAACAAUUCCACUCUACCAUAAUUGGUCAGAAGGGAGAAUCAGUACGAAGACUAGAAGCUAGAUAUGAUGUUCGCAUCAACUUUCCUAGGUCAUCAAAGUCAGAUUACACAGAGGAACAUGACGCCGGCAACAAACAACAAGGGCCUAACGAAGUCAUUAUUAAGGGGGGUAAGAAGGGAGUUGAAGAAGCUCGUGCAGAAAUUACAGCACUUCUUAAGUACGAGGAGGCCAAGAGCCACACCGCAGAAAUCCCUAUUGCCGCCAAAGCUGUAGAAUUCAUGUUCAGGAAUUCGGCAAAGGAGAUUAAACAACUUCGCGAGGAGUCAGCAGCUAGAAUUGAUAUACCCCAGAGACCAGAGGAGGGAUCAGAAGAGCAGAUGGUUAUUAAGAUUCGAGGAACAGUAGAGGAGGUGAAACAAGCAAAGGCAAUCCUUUCCAAGAUUGCCAAAGAUGCCGAGCAAACAACUGUUCGGAAGAUUAACGUCGAUAAGAAAUACCAUCGCUCAUUGAUCGGCCAAGGAGGGAAAAUUCUCAGAGAGAUUGUCGUUGGCGCUGGCGGGCCAGAUGACAGGACUGCACUCGCCCGCAUGGUCCGCUUCCCUAACCAAGAUUCCGAGGGCGACGAGAUUACGGUCCAGGGUAAUUCAGCCAUUGUCGACAAGAUCAUCAAGGCUAUCGAGAAGAUUGUCACAGAGAAGGAGAACCAGAUCUCCAUCGAUGUUGAAGUUGCCCCCGAGAAGCACAGAAAAUUGAUUGGGCGUGAAGGAAGCAUCCGCAAGGAGCUUGAGGCCCAAUUCAAGGUCACCAUCGACAUUCCUAACCGCAACCGUCCUGGUCAGACUGUCAGCUCUGACAUCAAGAUCACCGGUGCCGAAGCAGACGUCGAGAAGGCCAAAGAACACAUUCUUGAGCUUAUUAAAGACCCCGAGGGUGAAACAAUCAUGGUUCCCCGUUAUCUACACCACUCCAUCUCGGAUAUCAUCCGUGAGCUGUACAAGCGCUACAGAGUUAAUGUCAACCAUAACAACGAGCCCCGACCUCCAAGGCCCGAAGACAAAAAGCCCCAGUCAAACAGUGACAGCCUUCCUUUGAUUACCGAUGAGGUAGAUUCAGCACCCAAAUACAACUGGGAUGCCCAGGAGAACAUUCAUGGUACAGAUGAUGGUGAGUAUCCUUGGGUUCUUAGCGGGACACCCGAGAAUAUCGCCAAGGCCAAGGCCGACGUCGAGAGUGCCAUUCAGGUUGCAAAGAAGCAGACCUGGAUCGGUUACCUUGAUUUGCCCGACCCACGGAAAUACCGCUUUGUAGUCGGCCCUGGGGGAUCGCAGAUCGAAAAGAUUCGCCGGGAAACAGGUUGCCGAAUCAAUGUCCCAAACAAACAACAAGGCUCCACAGCUCCUCCCGAGGGGCCAAUCGUUAUUCACGGUAGCAAGGAUGACAUUGAGAAGGCUAAGGGGAUAAUUCUUGAACUUAUUCAUAACGGUGGUGGUGGUGGUGGUGGUGGUGGUGGUGGUGGAAAGGGUGAUGAUUCGGAUGGCGACAGGCGCAGGCGUAAUUAG
Morchella importuna is the source of this 3921-nucleotide messenger RNA. RefSeq lists its product as uncharacterized. The record is from RefSeq and is a predicted model, not a curated record. Gene Ontology annotation, cellular component: cytoplasm; nucleus. Bases 1 to 3921 code for a protein of 1306 amino acids. Gene Ontology annotation, molecular function: mRNA binding. Lineage: Eukaryota; Fungi; Ascomycota; Pezizomycetes; Pezizales; Morchellaceae. Gene Ontology annotation, biological process: nuclear division. The transcript has 5 exons.